AUGCGUAAUGAAUUUAUGUCUGCAUGGGAUGGCUUGAGGACAAAAGAUAGUCAACAAAUUCUCAUUCUUGGUGCAACAAACCGGCCAUUUGACCUUGAUGAUGCUGUUAUUCGUCGUUUACCUAGACGGAUUUAUGUGGACCUUCCAAAUGCGGAUAAUCGUCUAAAAAUACUUAAAGUCAUUCUCUCUCAAGAAUGUUUAGAGACCGACUUUCCAUUUGAGCAACUGGCAAAUGCAACUGAAGGUUAUUCGGGAAGUGAUUUGAAGAACCUAUGUGUUGCUGCAGCAUAUAGACCUGUUCAGGAACUUCUGGUGGAGGAAUCAUCG
Messenger RNA from Cuscuta campestris, 327 nucleotides. The record is from the annotation of a GenBank genome assembly. NCBI's taxonomy places the organism in Eukaryota, Viridiplantae, Streptophyta, Magnoliopsida, Solanales, Convolvulaceae.